This is a messenger RNA of Vespula vulgaris, 2657 nucleotides long. Its product is annotated as glutamic acid-rich protein-like. The record is from RefSeq and is a predicted model, not a curated record. Gene Ontology annotation, molecular function: RNA binding. Bases 324 to 1943 code for a protein of 539 amino acids. Lineage: Eukaryota; Metazoa; Arthropoda; Insecta; Hymenoptera; Vespidae. The transcript is spliced from 4 exons.
ACGUUAAAAAGAAUCCAGAAAAAGAGAAUGAAUCGUCUGUAGCGAUACUCCUCGUCUAUAAAUGAAUGGGACAUUAGACAUUUUUGACAUUCCCGCCAUUUACGAAACACGUGUGCACUUUACCGCCUAAGAAAUACUCAAGGCGCAUAUGCAACCGGAAAUGACUUCAGAUAUUUCUGUGAUGGCGCUAGUGAAUGCCACAUUUUCUGCCUAACCUCUGAACGAAGACAUAUUCCGUCUUUACCGCGUGUACUGUGCGCAUGUAAAUACCUCUCUAACAAGCUACUUGAGUUUGUGCGUGCUAUUUGUUUUAAGAAGCAAAUAUGUCUAAGAAAUUCAAGAAGAGGUCUGCGAAUGAUCUAAUAGAAAAAUCUGAAAAGAAAGAUAUAAAAGAUACAUUGUCACCGCCAAAAAAACAAAAACUAGAAACAGUUUCUAAUGUACAAAGUGGAAAUGCAGUUUCCAAGAAAGCAAAAAAAGCAGUUGCUUCCCAAAAUAAUAUAAAUGUAAAUAAAAAAAAGAAGGAAAAAAAUAAAAGUGAAAAUAAUACUUCUCUUUCUGAAGUUGAACGGAACAAAGAAAGCCAGAAUGGAGAAGGAGCAACUUCUCCAACAUCCAAAAAGAAUAGAAUUACAUUAUUAAAGGAGCAAAAUAAAUUAAGUAAAGAGAAACGCAAGAUAUUCCGUCGUGAAGAAGGACAAGUGAAAACAAUGACCUCUAAAUUGUCUAUUGAACAAAUAAAAGAAAAAAUCAAAGAGUUACAAAGUAGAGAAUCAUUGUCUAAAUCUGCAAAAAAGAAAUUGGGUACUUUUAAAAAAAUAUUGAAAGUACAAGAAGAAUCAAAUGGUUUGCAAGAAUCAACUGAUAGCAAUAAAGAUACAUCUGACACUACAAAAGUUAGUGACAAAAAAGAAAAGAAAGUAAAGCUUGCUACAAAUGAAAAUAAUUUGGCAGGCAAUAAUAGCAAGAAAAAAGUUCAAAAGGUACAAAAGGAUACAAAAUUGAAACAAAUGGAGAUGAUCAAUGAAAAAGAUAAAAAAUCAUUGUCCGUCAAAUCUACAAAUAAGCAGAAAUCUAAACAGCAAAAAAAUGCUAAAGUACAACCAGGUAGUUUAUUAAGACUUAAGCCGCAAAAAGAUGAAGACGAAGACGAAGAUGAAGACGAAGAUAUGGAAGAGUUAAGCGAAGAGGAAGAAAAUAAAGCUAUAUCUCAAAAAUCAUUUAAUAAAAAAAUACAUGUAGAAGAAGAUGAUGAUGAGGAGGAGGAGGAGGAGGACGAAGACGAGGAUGAGGAUGUGGACGAGGAAGAGGAGGAGGAGGAAGAAGAUGAAAAAGCAGAAGAAAUGGAAUAUGAAAAUGAGGAUGACGAUGAUGAUGAAGAAGAAGAGGAAGAGGAAGAGGAUGAAGAUCAGGAUGAAGGGGAUAUAGAAGAAGAAGAAGAAGAAGAAGAAGAAAGCAAGGACAAAGGUCCUGAUAAGAAAUUAAAUAUAAAGAAAAAACACGAGAAAAAGAAUGAAAUUCCAAAUGACAAGAAGCAAGGUUCUAAAAAAAAAAGAUACGUUCUCCAUGUUGCAAAUGUACCAUAUAGCGCAAGUUCAAAUGACAUCAGGAAAUAUUUCCUAACUAAAGUCAGUGCAAUAUCAGAUGUUAGAAUACCAAAAAAUAAGAGCACAAAUAAACCCCGAGGAUUUUGUUACAUUGAACUAGGAAAUCAAGAAGAUUACGAGAAAGCACUAUCAUUGAAUAAUUCGACCUUUCAAAAUCGCGUGAUAAAAGUACAAUACACCACAGAUUCUAAACGUGAUAAUGCAAAACAAAUCAUCGUAGCGAAAAACAAAAAAUUGGAUGCACUUCGAAAAGAAGGAAAGUUAGCAGGAAGUCAAAAAAAGACUAACAAAAAAUUACAGAAAGGGAAAAAAAAUGCUAACUCAUUGACGACCUAGGCAUUAGAUAAAAAUAUAUCUAAUUUGCGGAGAAAAACUACCUGUUCACCUUAUCUUUAAUCUCCUAGCUCUUCGUAAUUAAUCUUGCUAUAUACUUAUACGUAUAUAUUCAUAAAGUACGAAGGAGACUAAAGUUAUACUCGAUCAGGUCCCAUAAAUUUUUUUAAUAAAUCUGACAGUUUUUACAAGUAUCAUCGAAUGUCAAUUUUUCGCUGUUAAUCCCACGUUCCAAGCUUCUACGAAAAACAAAAGUAUAUUGUGGCGUACGUCAGUUUAUGUAGAUCAAAUGACACGGUGUCAAAGGAAAGUACACGUUAAUCGAACCGAUGAAAUUCGAUUCGUAUCUCAUCUCCAACUUAUCAGGAUUUACUAUAGCAUAUGAUAGUAUUCCACACGUGCCCGUUAAAAAUAUUAUAAGAAAAUCACGUAUACCCGUAUGAUAUAAAUUAUUGUUGUAAUGCCGAAUUCGAAAGAUAUGAACACAGAUCUUAUAAAUGAUUUAAACGAUGUCUGCGACUUCGAGGAUACUGUGACGUGGUCGAAAGAAACGAUCGAGGUAACGAAUUUUUAUAAUCGGCUUCGAACGGUAAUAGAUUGACUGAUGUAACAUUGUACUUAGUUAUUAAGUAAAUCAAUUUACAUACUUGUAUUCUAACUGUUGCAAUAUUGUUCAUUGAAAAGAAUAAAAAUAAACGAUUUAUUUCAAAGGAAAAA